This is a messenger RNA of Sclerotinia borealis F-4128, 663 nucleotides long. NCBI's taxonomy places the organism in Eukaryota, Fungi, Ascomycota, Leotiomycetes, Helotiales, Sclerotiniaceae. The record is from the annotation of a GenBank genome assembly.
AUGGCGGAAACUUCUGCACAGGCUUCGGGAACACCAACCUUCAAGCUCGUGCUUGUCGGUGAUGGAGGAACUGGAAAGACCACCUUCGUCAAGCGCCAUUUGACUGGUGAGUUCGAAAAGAAAUAUAUCGCCACUCUCGGUGUCGAAGUCCACCCUCUUGGAUUCACCACCAACUUGGGAAACAUUCAAUUCGACGUUUGGGAUACCGCUGGACAAGAGAAGUUCGGAGGUCUCCGUGAUGGGUAUUACAUCAACGGUCAAUGUGGUAUCAUCAUGUUCGAUGUUACUUCCCGUAUCACAUACAAGAACGUCCCUAACUGGCAUCGUGACUUGGUUCGUGUUUGCGAAAACAUUCCUAUUGUCCUUACCGGCAACAAGGUCGAUGUUAAGGAACGUAAAGUAAAGGCCAAGACCAUCACCUUCCACAGAAAGAAGAAUCUCCAAUACUACGACAUUUCUGCCAAAUCGAACUACAACUUCGAGAAGCCUUUCUUGUGGUUGGCUCGCAAGCUCGUUGGUAACCCAACUUUGGAAUUUGUUGCUGCUCCAGCAUUGGCACCUCCAACUGCACAAGUCGAUGAGGAGCUCUUGAAGGUUUACCACAAAGAAAUGGAGGACGCCGCAGCUCUGCCACUUCCAGAUGAGGACGAUAAUGAUUUGUAA